CUUGCUGGCGGCGAGGCAGCGACAACAAGGUAGCCACCCCCGCAGCAUGCCUCGACCGCGGUCCGCACCGCCUUCCCCCGACCCCCAGGGUGCGCUGGUCCCGGUCGCGCGCUCCGCCCUCCGCAUCCCAGGUGUGGUCGGUUAAAUCCCCACCGUGACCUAGGCCCAGGGAGCUAGUCUCCGCCCUUCGCUCUCCGGAUUACCCUUGGAGUGCGCCGCACCAUGCCGCUCAGGCUCUUCCGGCGCCUGCUCCUCACCGCUUUGCUGCUGGUGAUCGUCUGGACCCUCUUCGGGCCUUCGGGGUUGGGGGAGGAGCUGCUGAGCCUCUCACUAGCCUCCCUGCUCCCAGCCCCCGCCUCACCGGGGCCGCCCCUGGCCCUGCCCCGCCUCUUGAUCCCCAACCAGGAAGCUUGCGGUGGUCCCGGGGCUCCUCCCUUCCUGCUCAUCCUGGUGUGCACGGCUCCGGAAAACCUGAACCAGAGAAACGCCAUUCGGGCCUCGUGGGGCGGGCUGCGCGAGGCCCGGGGACUCAGAGUACAGACGCUAUUCCUGCUGGGAGAGCCGAACGCACAGCACCCCGUGUGGGGCUCCCAGGGGAACGACCUGGCCUCGGAGUCAGCAGCCCAGGGGGAUAUCUUGCAGGCCGCCUUCCAGGACUCCUACCGCAACCUCACCCUCAAGACCCUCAGUGGGCUGAACUGGGCUGAGAAACACUGCCCCAUGGCCCGAUACGUCCUCAAGACGGACGAUGAUGUGUAUGUCAACGUCCCCGAACUGGUAUCAGAGCUGGUCUUGCGAGGGGGCCGUUGGGAGCAAUGGGAGAGAAGCACGGAACCCCAGAGAGAGGCUGAGGUUGGAAAUGAACAGCAGGAAGGAGGCCAGGCCUUGCACAGCGAGGAAGUGCCUCUUCUGUACCUGGGCCGGGUGCACUGGCGAGUAAACCCCUCUCGGACACCAGGGGGCAGGCACCGUGUAUCAGAGGAGCAGUGGCCUCACACCUGGGGCCCCUUCCCACCCUAUGCCUCAGGCACAGGGUAUGUGUUGUCAGCGUCUGCUGUGCAGCUUAUUCUCAAGGUGGCUAGCCGGGCACCCCCUCUCCCGUUAGAGGAUGUCUUUGUGGGGGUAAGUGCCCGAAGAGGAGGCCUUGCCCCAACACAGUGUGUCAAGCUGGCUGGUGCCACCCACUACCCACUAGACCGGUGCUGCUAUGGGAAAUUCCUGCUGACGUCCCACAGGCUGGACCCCUGGAAGAUGCAGGAAGCCUGGAAGCUGGUGGGUGGCUCUGACGGGGAAAGGACUGCGCCCUUUUGCUCCUGGUUCCAGGGAGUCCUGGGCAUCCUGCGGUGUCGAGCAAUAGCCUGGCUUCACAGCUGAGAGUGCCUGGGGCCACAGGAAAGGCAGGAACAGGACCUUCUCUCUCCCAGGCCCAACGCAGGGGCCCUCACUGGCUGAAGCUGAUCUGUUUCCUCAUACCAGAUCCUCAGUCUCACUAAAGACAAGGAUAUGGGAGACACCCAGGGGCCUGGCCCGCCAGCCUGAAAGAUGGUCAUCAGGAAGAGAAAAAGAAAAAAAUGCUGCAGCUGUUCUCUCAAGCUAGGGCAGAAGAGGGCUGUCAAGCUCCUCAAUAAACUUGUCUCCAC
Molecule: messenger RNA, 1640 nt
Organism: Macaca mulatta (Rhesus monkey)
Lineage: Eukaryota; Metazoa; Chordata; Mammalia; Primates; Cercopithecidae
Gene: B3GALT4
Product: beta-1,3-galactosyltransferase 4
Biological process (GO): protein O-linked glycosylation
Cellular component (GO): Golgi membrane
Molecular function (GO): hexosyltransferase activity
Source: RefSeq, marked provisional